AUGGCUAAGUCGUUGGCUGGCGGGCUGUUGCCACUAGGCCCUCGAUCUGGCUCUAGCACCGCUGUAUCCAGCAGUGCUCUCACCGGUGGCCUCAUUCCACUUGGAAACAAAAGCCGACCAAGCGUUGGCCGAGACGACCAAGAAGAGAGCGGUUGGGGUGGGGUCGGCAGCCGCUGGAGCGGCAAGGAGGACGAUUCGGGGCUGGAAGAGGAGAGGCUAGGGAGCGAAGCACACCCCGACAAGAGGGGAAAAAAGCUGUCCUCAAGCAGAAAAAAGCGUGGCGGUAAGGAGAAAAGCGACCGUGCUGGGCACCAAUCAUCCAAGAGCAGCGCAAGACGGCGGCGAGGAUCGAAGGAAUCAUCGAAAGACGCCCUUGACAACGACUCCGACGCCAGCCCCAGCAUAGCUGGAUUAGAAUCACGACGCAACAGCAGGAAGGAGGGCUGGGAGAGCGGUAGCACGCUAUCGAACUUGAACCCCGUUGCCGCUGUGGAUGUUGAAGAGCCGGAAGAUGACAGCUACUUGUUCUUGGGGGCUACGGCGGGUGCCAAAGGAAAAAAGAGCUCCAGGGAAAGCGCACAGGAACAAACGUUGAACUACGACUCCACCGACUCCUUCGGCUUGCCCAAGAAAAAGACAAGCAAGGAACGCGCGCUAUACACGGCCCCGAAGCCCGGGAAUACAGGAAGCGAGUCUCGAACAACCAUAGGAAGCAGCAGCCCUCACACAGAUAGCCCAUCGAUCACGACCAAUGCUGGCGAGAAGAGAGGGAGUCAACAAGACGAUGGAAGCCUCUCCUUUCUUGGGGGUAGACAAGUUCAGCGGUCAUCUUCUAGUGGGCUUGCGCUCGACCCAGCAGUAGGUUCUCUAGGUGGAAAUAUGCCGCUGAGCACCGCCGCUGUGACGUCUCCAGCAGGCGGGGGGAGAGGGGCCAGCAGGGUGCCACCGGACGAAGCACCAGCCGUAACAACAGCAACAGAGAUCGACCUUGACGAAGACUUCGACAGCCCUGAUGGCAUGGACGCGCUUCUCGAGAUGACAGACCCGUCCUCGCUGAUGCCGGAACCCAGCGGGGCGGCAGCGUCAGCAACGGGACCCAUGCCGCCGCUGCUACCACAUGGAGGGUCGACCAGCCCAGGAAGACAAGACGGGAAAAACCCGCCACACAACCAGCUGCACCCUCCUGGUGCGACCCCUCCACCUGCCUCAUCGGUAAGCACAUCGAAACGAAUGUCGCCUUCACCGCCGUCCAGUCCUCGAAAAGGCCGCUCAGACGUUCUGAAGGAUAGCCGCAGCGGCCAGCCACUUCCCUCCCGCCCAGGUUGGGGCUUGACGCUCAGCGGGAGCCGAGACGGUUUGUCGUACGGUGGGGCGUCCGAAGAACGCAUGGGUAGUGAGUCGGGGAAGGUAGAGGGAAGGGCUUUGCAGGACUCUAAUUCCGGCGGCGGGGAACCAAGGGUGACAAACGCCGUCGCGGAAGGGACGCAAAACAACGCUGCACUAGCGACAACGACGUCACCGACACGAGCGUUGUUGUCACGUGCAAGGACCGAUGGCGAGGAGAGCAGGGCGGAGGAAGAUGGCAUAAGCGGUGGAGCGGGCAAUGAAGGGGAAGAAAAAGGCUCGCUAGAGCACGGGUCGGCUCCUGAAGCAUCGGCGUCGGUGGCUAGUGCCAGCGCCAUCGUUGGAGACUUUACGGGCAGUCUUGGAAGCGUAGGCGGUGCUAGUGACGCGCGGCGGCAGUUGACCUCAAGCGGACCAGGGAUCGUGAAAAAAAGUAGCGACCUAGUCCCAAGACGGAGUGCGUUGGCCGGGACAGGCAAGCCCACGUCACAGUCGCGAAAGCCGAAGUCGCGGGGAGUAACCUUUGACGACGAUCUCGUGGGCGUCGAUACCCUGGACAUCCUCCCAGGUGGUAGCAGCGACGAAGGAGAAGAGCUUGGCGGCGGGACUCCGCCCACUGAAGACUUGCUCAAAAAGCAAGGGUUGCCGCAAUCGUCGCUCAACCUCGUUCCCACGAAGUCCCCUGUCCCUGUCGAGACAGCGGCGGAAACCAUCGCUGAGGGUCACGGCAAUAGUGGGGGCGUUCGUGAUUCAGAGCAUCGUACAUCGGAGCCGUGGUCCACUGCUGCGGCUUCUUCGGGAAUAAGCAGGCGACCCUCAACUUCCAUUACGGAAGGGCUCUCCCCUGCCACAGCUCUCUUGAUGGCAGACUCCUCGAGCGAGGACAACAACAGCACGAUCGCAGCUGGCGUAGCCACCGCCAAAUCACGUCCGGGGUUGGAGCACCCCGAUCGAUCCUCGUUCGCGGUACCAAGACUAGACCUAGGAAGGGCGGAAGUAGAAAAGAAGGAGGAAGGAUCUGAAGGCCUUUUCGGUGUAGGACCGACAGACGGCGGCACCGGAAAAGAUGAAAGCAUCGACGACGCUAAGCUGGAUUUGGCGCUGGGGUUCACGCCGUCCGCGAUGGAGGGCAGCCGCAAACCACGGCGUACGCUGCCGGCCGGCCGCAGGAGACGGUCCCGCCGGGGCGAGUCGUCGACGGCAGCAGACGGGGAAAACGAACAUGCCGGCGUUUCGGUUGCCAACUCAAGCCUAGCAUCGAUGCCAUCCAUAGCCAUCCCAAUGGCGACAGCGCGUCCGGCGGAAACAACUUUCGAACGUACGACGCUCAGUGUUGGGAGAGCAGAUGAUGCAGGAUCGGGAGUGGCGGGGAUAGGAGAGCGUGCCGGGGACAACGGGAGCUCUCGCUCGACCCUUGCGCCCGGCGUGUCGCCAACCCUCCCCGUCGACGUUCGCGAGCCCACGAAGUCAUCCACAGGUGCAACCGCGUUUGGUAAAACACCUGUGACGGCCGCUGCUACCAAAGGUACCGGUAUGGAAUCAACGCCAUCGUCAGCUGAACGCGUGCCUUCGGCAGCGCUACCUGGAAGCGAGAGCGAUAGGGCAUUGGACACACGUGCGCUCACCGACAGUCGUGGUGCUCUCGGUCCUUUCGACCAUGGAUCGAAGAACGGCAGCAGCAACAAGGAUCGCCUCAGCGGUGUUGCUGCUGCUUCUUCUUCGAGGAGCGAGAACAGCGCCGAAUCGAGAGGCGUGGAUGUUUCGGUGCUCGCUUCCCUCGAGCGACAGCUGGCGCUGCUUGCGAGCGAAAAGGAGGCCGUAGCAGCAAAGGUCGCACGAGAUGAGCAGAGAUUCCAGAGAGAUGCAGAUUUGGCACGGGACGCUACGGCAGCGGCGCAGACUCGAGCGUUUGAGUCGGAGGCAGCUCUAGCUGCGGCCAGGGCACGUAUCAGUCAACUGGAAGCGGAGGCGGCCGAACACACGGUUCGACUGGCAGCGGUGGAGUCUCGUAGUGCAUCGGAUUUGAGAGCGGAGCAAGAGUCAUGCCUCAAGAAGAUAUCCGACGCGGAGGCUCGGCAUCAGGCAAGCGCCGGAUCAGCAGGAGCAGCGGCAGCAGAAGACCUCCGCAAAGCAGAACGUCGGCAAGAAGAGGCGCUGUCCGAGUUGAAGCGGCUGCACAGGGAGGAGCUCGAGGAUACGAGGCGAAGAAAUUCUGCUUCCAAGACCCUCGAGACAUUGGCUGAACAGGUAUCCUUUACCCCUCUGCUUUCGUGCAACGUUUCGGGUGUUUGCGACAAGGUCCAAGCGAGCGCGGGGGCAGUGAAACUCCUCCAGUCCGAAAUGAUUGAGCGCAAGAACGUGUCUGAAGUGUCUCGGGAAGGGCACAUGGACGCCAGAGAGAGGCUCAUCAAAGAGCUAGAGCAGUCCGCCAGACGCGCGCAGCAGACGGCCGAAGACGAGGUGCAGCGUCUUCAGGGUACCCUCAUGGCCAUGGACCAGGGCGCCAUGGUUGCGGAGGUCGACAGCGUUCGGAAGAGCGUCGAAGAGGAACGGCAAAGGCUGGCGGAGAGGGGCGCCGCCUUGGAAAGGGACAAGCGAGAAGCAGAUGCGACGGCGAGAGCGGAAAGCGAUCGACUAGCGGAGCAGGCGGCGGAGGAGAUGGCCCGGCGGCAUGCCGACGAAGAGGGAAGGCUCAACCUCGCAAGACAGAGCCUGGAGAAAGAAGCGUCAUCGUUCGAAGCCAGGCUGUCUUGUGCUAGAGCGGAUCUGCACAAGGCGGACCACGUGCGCAAAACACUUGACCGGCUGAGAGACCAAGACGAGGUGGGUGGAUGGGUAGGUAGGUGGGUGGAGCGCAGGCGCUUGAAAGCUGUAGCGGGAGAGCUCGAACGUGCCUUCGAGGAGGUUCGAGCGAAAACGGACGAGAGCAUCGAGCGUCAGCGAGAGGCGGAAGCCAUGAAGAUGGAAGCCCUGGCCGCAUCCAAGACUGCAGCAGAGGAGAGGGAAGCGGCACAACUACGAUCUGUUCGGACGGAGGAGGCCGCUCGUCGGCUAGAGGCGGAACGCUCAAGCAUCGCGCAGGCGAGCCACAACCUCCAGUCUUGUGCGGACAUGUCUCUGGGAGAGCAAGCUGGUAGCGGCAGAGGCGGCGGCGGCGAUACCGGUGGUGGAGGGUCGGUGGUUGUCAAGGUGCCGGGUCUACCGACGGAGGCAACCUUAGGGCUAGCAGGCAACCCUACCUCUACGGGAGGAAUCGGGCUCCCUUUCACCGGAAUCGCGGCGGCAGAGGCGACCCUGCAGGCCAUCUGCUCGGCCCCUCCCUUCCCGGGGCUAGACAUGGGGCGAGAAUUAGGGAGGCUCGCGCGGAGAGCUGCAGACAUACGCGAGUGCACGAGAGAACAGAGCUCUUUCCUCUUGUCCAGCCGUGCAGCGAGAUUCAGCCCAGCGCCCCUCACGGUGUCUGAUCACGCACAAGAAUCGAAAAUCGCAAGUGACAUUGGUGGUCUGGAAGGGCCCGGGCCUUUUCCAGGAGACCAAGCUUUUCUCAGCAGCACACGUCGGGGUAGUGGUAGUAGCCGCGAAAUCGACGCCAUGAUAGGACAGCAGGUUGUGGGUGGGAUCAGUGGGGCGGAAGGGCACGACCUCGGCGCGCUGGGGAUUGGUUUGUCCAGCGCAGUCUUGGAGGAGUUGGACAAAAUCGAGAGGGCGUGUUCGCAACGAUCGUUGGCAUUGAAGGAGGAAGAGCAGUUUCUCGAGACCAUAGGACGGACCAAAAGCCCAGUGUCUGCGUGAUACACCGCGGUGGUGGUGGUAAUAACGAUCCGAGAGUGUUGUACAGUAGUUCCAAGCUGUGAUAUCUACAAAAACAUUGUGCUCUUGAAGUGUUUUUUCCAAUAAAUGGUUCAACCUCGUACUCGAGGCCCCGUGAAGGGAGAGGGGGGUGGUUUGACCGUCCAUCAGCGGAGGGACUAGGUUCAACAGUGGGUGAGAUUACACACAAUCCAUUCAGCCGGUCGCCCCGGUGGUCUAGUUGGUCCUCGAAACCUUCUAGAGGGCAGGUCAGGGGUUCGAAUCCCGGCGGAAGCGAGCUCUUCUUGCAAAGUGAGUUUUUCUCUCGCUUCCGCUCCUGGCCUAGUGGAUAGCGCUAGUUCGUGUGUACACAGAGGGAAGAGAGUGCUGAACUCUUCUCGCAUUACAAAUCGAAGGAAAAGUACCGCAGGAGGGGAGGGUAGAGAGGGGCUCUUCCGUGUGACC
Molecule: messenger RNA, 5598 nt
Organism: Ectocarpus sp. CCAP 1310/34
Lineage: Eukaryota; Phaeophyceae; Ectocarpales; Ectocarpaceae
Source: the annotation of a GenBank genome assembly